Messenger RNA from Hipposideros armiger (great roundleaf bat), 4321 nucleotides. It is a transcript of the gene MAP3K15, whose product is annotated as mitogen-activated protein kinase kinase kinase 15. The transcript has 29 exons. NCBI's taxonomy places the organism in Eukaryota, Metazoa, Chordata, Mammalia, Chiroptera, Hipposideridae. The record is from RefSeq and is a predicted model, not a curated record. Gene Ontology annotation, molecular function: ATP binding; MAP kinase kinase kinase activity. Bases 1 to 3954 code for a protein of 1317 amino acids. Gene Ontology annotation, biological process: protein phosphorylation; MAPK cascade; cellular response to stress.
AUGGAGAGCGACGGGGGGAUUCUCCCGGCCGGCGCUCUCGGGGAGGCGACCGAGUCCCCACGGUGGCCGCUGCCGCCUGAGGAAGAGGGCGCGGCAAGGCUGGCGGGGCCGGAGGGGCCCGACGGGCCGGCGGGGCCCGACGGGUCGGCCGAGAGCGCGGCGGCUGAAGGCGGGCCGCGGCGGCCUCUGAGGGUGGUAUACCUGUGUGGCGAGAACCCGCAGGGCGGCGCUGCCGGCGGCCCUGAGGUGGGGGCGCGACAGUGCCUGCUGCGGGCCUGUGAGGCUGAGGGCGCUCGCCUCACCUUCGUGCCCUUCCGGGAGCUCGAUAUUGGAAAGACGGCCUCGCUCGACGCCUUCUACAGCGCAGAUGUUGCGGUGGUGGACAUGAGUGAUAUCUCUAGACAGUCUUCGUUCUUCUACUAUCUUGGAGUUCGAGAAAGCUUCUACAUGGCCAAUAAUGUGAUCCUGUAUUACGACAUCGAUGCUGACACUACUCUUUCAUUGAAGGAUAUGGAAAUUCAGAAAAACACAGCAUCUAGUGGGAAUUAUUAUUUCAUCCCGUACAUCGUGACACCCUGCGCUGAUUAUGUUUGCUGUGAGAGUGAUGCCCAGAGGCGUUUCUCAGAGUACAUGCAGCCCCACUGGGACACCAUCCUCGGUCCGUUGUGCGUGCCCCUGGUGGACAGGCUUAUUAGCCUCCUGAAGGACAUCCACGUGAUUUCAUGUGCAUAUUACAAAGAAACCUUGUUACAUGACAUCCGGAGAGCCAGAGAGAAAUACCAGGGCGAUGAACUGGCAAAGGAGCUGACUCGGAUCAAACUCCGCAUGGAUAGUACCGAGGUUCUGACCUCAGACAUCAUCAUUAAUUUACUGCUGUCCUACCGCGAUAUCCAGGACUAUGAUGCAAUGGUGAAGCUGGUAGAAACACUGGAAAUGCUGCCUACGUGUGAUUUGGCCGACCAACAUAAUAUUAAAUUCCUCUAUGCAUUUGCACUGAAUAGGAGAAACAGCACAGGUGACCGUGAGAUGGCUCUACAGAUCAUGCUCCAGGUUAUGCAGAGCUGUGACCGCCCGGCCCCCGACAUGUUCUGCCUGUGUGGAAGGAUCUACAAGGACAUGUUUUUGGAUUCAGACUGCAAAGAUGACUACAGCCGGGACAGUGCCAUUGAGUGGUAUCGCACAGGGUUUGAGCUCCAGUCAUCUCUUUAUUCAGGAAUUAACCUUGCAGUUUUGCUGAUAGUUUCUGGACAACAAUUUGAAACAUCCAUGGAACUAAGGAAAAUAGGUGUCCAGCUGAGCAGUUUGUUAGGAAGAAAAGGGAGCUUGGAGAAAAUGAACAAUUACUGGGACGUGGGCCACUUCCUCAACGUCAGCAUGUUGGCCAGUGAUGUCGGGAAGGCCGUGCAGGCAGCAGAGAGGUUGUUCAAACUGAAACCUCCAGUCGGGUACCUGCGAUCAUUAGUUCAGAAUUUGUUAUUAAUUCAGCGCUUCAAGAAACCCAUUAUCGAACGUUCACCCAGGCAAGAACGGCUUAACUUCUGGUUAGAUAUAAUUUUUGAGGCAACAAAAGAAGUUACUAAUGGACUCAGAUUUCCAGUUCUGAUGAUAGAACCAAACAAAGUCUACCAGCCUUCAUAUGUCUCUGUAAACAAUGAAGCUGAGGAGGGAACCGUUUCUCUGUGGCAUGUCUCACCCAUGGAAAUGAAACAAAUCCAUGAAUGGAAUUUUACAACCUGUUCCAUUAAGGGAAUAAGCAUAUCCAAGUUUGAUGAACGGUGUUGUUUUCUUUAUGUCCAUGAUAAUUCUGAUGACUUCCAAAUCUACUUUUCCACCGAAAACCACUGUAGUAGGUUUUGCUCUUUGGUCAAAGAUAUGAUAACCAAUGCAAUGGGCAGUACAGUGGAGCUAGAGGGAGACAACGAUGAGGACACCUUAGAGUAUGACUAUGACUGCGAUGAGAAUGGUAAUCGAGUUAUACUGGGGCAAGGCACGUAUGGGAUCGUGUAUGCGGGAAGAGAUCUGAGCAAUCAAGUGCGAAUAGCCAUCAAAGAAAUCCCAGAGAAAGACAGCAGGUUCGCCCAGCCUCUACACGAGGAGAUAGCCCUGCACAAGUACCUCAAGCACCGCAAUAUCGUUCAGUACCUGGGCUCUGUUUCCGAGAACGGCUACAUUAAGAUAUUCAUGGAGCAGGUGCCUGGGGGAAGCCUUUCUGCUCUUUUGCAAACAAAGUGGGGGCCGAUGAAGGAGCCCACCAUCAAGUUUUACACCAAGCAGAUCCUGGAAGGCCUUAAUUAUCUCCACGAAAACCAGAUCGUGCACAGAGACAUAAAGGGUGAUAAUGUUCUAGUGAAUACCUACAGUGGAGUGGUGAAAAUCUCCGAUUUUGGAACCUCAAAACGUCUUGCAGGAAUGAAUCCAUGCACAGAGACUUUUGCUGGCACUCUGCAGUACAUGGCACCUGAGGUUAUCGAUCGAGGACCUCGCGGGUAUGGUGCCCCGGCUGAUAUCUGGUCCCUGGGCUGUACCAUCAUUGAGAUGGCCACUAGCAUGCCUCCAUUCCAUGAGCUUGGCGACCCGCAGGUAGCAAUGUUCAAAGUGGGGAUGUUUAAGAUCCACCCAGAGGUUCCUGAAGCUCUUUCAGCAGAAGCCAGAGCCUUCAUUUUGUCCUGUUUUGAGCCUGACCCCCACAAACGUGUCACUGCCGCCCACCUACUCAAAGAGGGUUUCUUAAGGCAGGUGAACAAGGCCAAGAAGAGCCGAAUUGCUUUCAAGCCAUCAGAGGGUGCCCGGGGCACGGCCCUGGCACUGUCCACACAGAGGGAACCCACAGGCAACAGCGAAGUUAUCGAUGUGUCCUCGGACUCGGAUUCCUACUCGCAUGUGUCCUUCGAGAAGGCCCGGGAGCCCAAGCGCCAGCUCAGCCUGCUCAGUGUUCCGGAUGAGAGCUCGACCUGGGAAGACCAGAGCACAGCCUCAUCCACCGAGGACAGGGACCUGGGCCUCUUCCAGCUGCGCAAGGACAGUGAGCGACGCGCUAUCCUGUACAAAAUCCUCUGGAAGGAGCAGAACCAGGUGGUUUUCAACCUGCAGGACUGCGUUUUGCAGAGUUCUGAAGAGUUGCACCUCUCAGUCGGCCACAUCAAGCAAAUAAUUGGGAUUCUGAGGGACUUCAUCCACACCCCGGAGCACAGGGUGAUGGCAUUGAUGAUAUCAAAGCUAAAGGUGGACCUGGACUUUGACAGCGCAUCCAUCAGUCAGAUUCACCUGAUACUGUUUGGAUUUCAGGAUGCUGUAAAUAAAAUUUUGAGGAACCACUUAAUUAGGCCCCACUGGAUGUUUGCGAUGGACAACAUCAUCCGGCAAGCAGUGCAGGCUGCAGUCACCAUUCUCAUCCCAGAGCUCCGAACCUACCUUGAGCCGACCGAAGGGGUAGACAUGGAAGAGGACCAUCUCCCAGCAGAGCUACCUGGAAGCGAAGCACAUGCGAUAUGCGGAGGGAGCAGACCCGCUUCAGCACUUGAUGAGGCCCAGCCCCAGCAGCGCCUGAGCCUCCAGCUGGGCGAGCUCAGGCAGGAGACCAACAGACUUUUGGAACACCUACUUCAAAGAGAGAGAGAAUACCAGAAUCUUCUACGGCAGAACCUAGAACAGAAAACUCAAGAAUUGUAUCAACUUCAGUUACAAAUCAAAUCUGAUGGGAACCCAGCAUCCCCGCCUGAGCAGAGGACAAAUAAAGACCUUGUAGACUGGUUACAACUGCAAGGAGCAGAUGCAAAUGCAAUUGAAAAGAUUGUUGAAGAGGGUUUUACACUUUCUGAUAUUCUUAAUGAUAUCACUAAGGAAGAUCUAAGAUAUCUUAGACUACGUGGUGGGCUCCUCUGCAGGCUCUGGGCUGCAGUCUCCCGGUACAGAAGACAGGCUCAGGAGUCUCUGGCCACCCACAAUGAUGCUUAACCAGCCAGCUGGGCCAGGGCGAAGAGGGAGCAAGGAGCUGAUGUGUCUGCUGCUAAAGCAUUACUGCUGUUUAAGAUGUUUCUUUUAACAUGUUGUUAAUGUGUGUGAUAGAUGAGUAGAACUGUAUGUACUGAGAACAGUGAUUGUGAGCCCUAAUUUUGACUAGGGUAUUAUAGAAUUCUUAAAAAGAAAUUUUAAUAUAUUUCAAUGAAAAAAUUAGUACACCCUAUAUGGCACUCAUUGGAAAGGUGCAACAAUGGGUGUUCAAAAUAAUUUGAGUUCAAAAUAACAUAAAAGGCUGGAAAUCACUGUUUAAGGUUAUACGUUACUAUUAACUGGCAUUGCAUUUAAAUUUGUAAAAGAAAUU